Molecule: messenger RNA, 2239 nt
Organism: Hevea brasiliensis (rubber tree)
Lineage: Eukaryota; Viridiplantae; Streptophyta; Magnoliopsida; Malpighiales; Euphorbiaceae
Product: putative glycerol-3-phosphate transporter 4
Exons: 3
Coding region: 392-2008 (538 amino acids)
Biological process (GO): phosphate ion homeostasis; transmembrane transport
Cellular component (GO): membrane
Molecular function (GO): glucose 6-phosphate:phosphate antiporter activity
Source: RefSeq, a predicted model, not a curated record
CCAUUUUGUUGUGUUCGGACUGCUACAUCCGGCAAGUAAUCCAGGUCGGGUUAAAACGGCAUAGCCGAUGGUAGUCUGGCCAAUGUAAGACGACGCGUUGCAGCAAGGCAAGCAUACUGUGCCACGUUUUGCAAUUUUCACCGCGUGGCAUCUAUGAUACGAAGAGCGGUCCAAAUACCAGCAAUCCAGCCACGUGUCUUCCGUUGCAGCUCCUUCUCUAUGUCCCUCCGCUCUCCCGCCAUUCUCUCUCUCCCUCUCGUCUCUCUCACCUAAUCGAACUUUCUGUUCAAUCUGUCUCUCGAACGCUGUCUGCAUUUUCAUGAGAAUCAUAUUGAUCCUUCUCUGGAGAAAUUGGCUCAGUUUCGUGUUAGAUUAAGUGAAUUAUUUCGCGAUGGCUGAAAAUUUAGAUUUGAUGAGGAAAACACCACCUGGGAUUUUGCUUUUAAGAAGCAUAAGAGGAAGAGGUUGGAGCCUGAACACCUAUAGAUAUGUGAUUCUGUUGAUUACUUUCAUCGCGUAUGCUUGUUAUCAUGCAUCCAGAAAACCCAGUAGCAUAGUCAAGAGUGUUUUGGAUCCUGAACCCAAUAAAUCCUCUGGUGAAUACCCGUGGCCAAUAGGGAACAUCUUUAUCAAAGAGGAAUUCCUGGGUGUGAACAAGGCUGGGGUGGAAGAUAAGGGUUGGUAUCCAUUUAAUGGACCAGAUGGGACAUCGAAAUUAGGUGAGAUUGAUGUUGCUUUUCUUGCUUGUUAUUCUUUGGGUAUGUAUGUUGCUGGGCAUUUGGGUGAUACCUUGGAUUUGAGGUUGUUUUUGACAUCCGGGAUGAUUGGUAGUGGCAUUUUCGUGGGGCUAUUUGGGAUGGGAUACUUUUGGAAUAUUCAUGUUUUUGGGUUUUAUUUGAUUAUGCAAAUGCUCGCUGGGUUGUUUCAAGCCACUGGUUGGCCUUCUGUUGUGGCUGUGAUUGGUAAUUGGUUCGGAAAGAGGAAGAGGGGAUUGAUAAUGGGUGUUUGGAAUGCACAUACUUCUGUUGGGAAUAUUUGUGGGUCUCUUCUUGCUGCUAGUGUUUUGGAUUAUGGCUGGGGAUGGUCUUUUAUAGUUCCAGGUGCGUCUAUUGUAGUGGGAGGGAUAUUAGUUUUCUUGUUCUUGGCUGCAUAUCCAGAAGAUGUUGGAUUUCCUUGCGCAAAUUGCCCGAGAGAAAAGGUAGAGGCUGUGUCUAGUGAUAUGGAGGCUCAGGCAAACAAAGGAAGUACAGUGCAAUCAGAGAAUAAUAACAUGGUCCGAUCUGGUUCUGCGUUUAAGAAAAGUGUGGGGCUUAUUGAAGCUUGUUUUAUACCUGGAGUGAUACCAUUUGCAUUGUGCUUAUUUUUCUCGAAGCUUGUGGCUUACACAUUUUUGUACUGGCUACCAUUUUAUCUGAGCCAGACAGAAAUUGGUGGAGAGUAUGUAUCUGUGAAGUCUGCUGGAAACCUGUCUACUCUUUUUGAUGUUGGGGGCAUUGUUGGGGGGAUCCUUGCUGGUUACAUAUCUGAUAAACUUAGAGCUAGGGCUAUUACAGCAACCAGUUUUAUGUAUGCUGCAAUUCCUUCCAUUUUCUUGUACCGUGCAUAUGGUAGUGUCUCAAAGACUAUGAACAUUGUGCUUAUGAUGAUUGCUGGCUUAUUUGUAAAUGGGCCAUAUGCACUCAUCACAACUGCAGUUUCUGCUGACUUGGGCACACACAGUUCUCUGAGAGGGGAUUCUCGAGCAUUGGCAACCGUGACUGCCAUUAUUGAUGGCACUGGAUCAAUUGGUGCAGCUCUUGGUCCUCUUUUCACUGGUUUCCUUUCUACAAUGGGAUGGGAUGCAGUUUUUAUGAUGCUGAUGGUUUGUGCUCUUAUUGCGGGGCUUCUUUUAUCACGUCAGGUCAUAGCUGAAGUUACUGAGAAAACUAGUAAACUGAGGCCUUCAUCUAGUGAACGUCAAAGUCAUGAAGCACCUGCAUCCCAGCCACUUUUAAGUGACCAAAGGUGAAAAUCAGGUAAGGCCUCAGGAAAAUGACAAUCGAGAACAAAGUUGAAAAAUAGGCUAAUUAACAUACCUAAAAUAAUAGUCUGAAAUAUCAAACAGGAAAGAAUAUCCUCUGUAAAAUUUUGAUGGCUGUUGCCAUAUUUUGUAAUAUCUAUUUAGUCAAUCUUCUGUAAUAUACAUGUACUGAAGUUUUUAAUGUUUGUAAUAUCUAUACAUGGUUUCUGUUUUUGCUGA